AAACCUCUGAUUUAUUUUUUCUUGGGUUCGGCGCCGCACUCGUGAGAGCUCGAGGAGUUUGACCAACAGAGCACAGACACACACACACCCAGCGCAUGGCUCUCCGGCACGCGCAGGCCGCCGGCCGGGUCGCUAACGUCGUCGGCCGCGCCCUGACCGAGGCAGCGUCGAACCCCCAGCACCGGCUGCAGAUAUACCUGUCGCGCGACCAGGACCCCCACGUUAACCUCGCAGUCGAGCAGCACCUGCUCGAGGCCUCGCACCGCGACUCCCGCAUCCUGUUCCUCUACACCAACCGGCCCAGCGUCAUCGUCGGCCGGAGCCAGAACCCCUGGCUCGAGACGGACCUCGCCCGCAUCCGCAGCGGCCUCCCCGCCCUGGGGUCGUCGUUUCCAGGGAGUGCCGGCGCCGGUAGCAGCAGCAGCAGCAGCCCCGACGACGGCGGUGGCCGCCCCGUGGUCCCCGUAGACCUGGUCCGGCGGCGCUCCGGCGGCGGCACCGUCUUCCACGACUGGGGCAACAUGAACUACAGCGUCAUCGCCCCGCGCGCCGGCUUCGACCCAGACCGGCACGCCCUCAUGGUGGCCGCCGCCCUGCGCGAGUCCCUGGCCGUGCCCGGCGUGCGCGUGACGGAGCGCCACGAUAUCGUCAUGGACGUGCCCGUCCCAGAAGACCCGCCGCCGCCGCCACCCGCGGUCUCGACCUUCAAGAUCUCGGGCUCCGCCUACCGCCUCAACGGCAUGCGGUCCCUGCACCACGGCACCUGCCUGCUCCGCUCGCCGUACCUGGCGCAGAUCGGCCCGCUGCUGCGCUCGCCCGCCGCGCCGUUCCUCCGCUCCACCGGCAUCGCCAGCGUGCGCUCGCCCGUGCGCAACGUCGGCGUCGACCCCGCCGCGUUCCAGGCCGCCGUGCGAGAGCGCUUCACGUCAAAGUACGAGCACCUCCUCGGCGGCGACGGUUCGCUCUUCGUCGGUAGUGUGGGUUCCGACGCGCUGGCGAUCCCCGAGGUGGCAAAGGUGGUUGCGGAACUACGGUCCCCUGAGUGGAAGUUCGGUCAGACCACGCAGUUUACCUUCUCGACACACCCAACCGAAGAAGAUCCAAGGGAAAGGCCACCUCUCCCUUCGGAUGUUCCCGCUAAUUUCCGGGCGGGCAUGACGAUACGCUAUGGCAAAAUCAAGAACUGCGACAUAGCAGGCAUUGAUUCUGCCUCAUCGCUGUCGCAUGACACCAGCUCCGGGACAGAGGCCAUGGCGUCCCUUAACAACGCCCUUGUGGGCCUGAAUCUGCACGAAAUCACAGACUGGCGGAACACGCUGGCCCGCCUCUCGCCCGCCUCACCAGCCAUCUCGUCUGUUGGCAGCUGGCUGAACACCAUUUUUGGAAACAGCUGUUCGUGAGAAUCUUGGUCGGAAACAAUCUGCAAAUGUCUAUAUAGAAAAAACGCUGUAAUGCCGUGAUGGAUGAAAAGCGAUAGAGUUAGAUAUCGAUAGAUAGAUACCCCCUUUCAUAGACACUGGUUUUCGUGUCACUUGGGCCUGCCUCAGCACUUGUUCCA
Gaeumannomyces tritici R3-111a-1 is the source of this 1558-nucleotide messenger RNA. RefSeq lists its product as hypothetical. Bases 96 to 1400 code for a protein of 434 amino acids. The transcript is spliced from 3 exons. Gene Ontology annotation, cellular component: cytoplasm; mitochondrion. The record is from RefSeq and is a predicted model, not a curated record. Gene Ontology annotation, biological process: protein lipoylation. Gene Ontology annotation, molecular function: lipoyltransferase activity. NCBI's taxonomy places the organism in Eukaryota, Fungi, Ascomycota, Sordariomycetes, Magnaporthales, Magnaporthaceae.